Messenger RNA from Copidosoma floridanum, 346 nucleotides. RefSeq lists its product as uncharacterized. NCBI's taxonomy places the organism in Eukaryota, Metazoa, Arthropoda, Insecta, Hymenoptera, Encyrtidae. The record is from RefSeq and is a predicted model, not a curated record.
GCGAGUAGCAGCAAAGAAAAUGGAACAAUAUGUCGCUUUCCUGGCAUGGACGUGUAGCAAUGAUCAACCAAGCACUAGAGAAUCGGCGUUCCAUCGAGGAUUUCUGUAUGCACCAAGAGGUGGAGGUUUUCCAAAUCAAAGAGGAAGAGGUCUACUGAUUGCAGGGCAAAGAGGUAGAGGAGAUCUUCAAAGAUGGCGUGGAGGAGGACGCAGAGGAGGACGGGGUCAGAUAAGUAACCAAGGUCAGAGAGGUGCUCAAGGAGGAAGGCCGGGAGGUGACAAAAGAGGACAAAGAAGGGGGCAUGGAGGGCAAAGAGAUGGCCAAGGAUACAUUCUACAAAACUAA